Molecule: messenger RNA, 2567 nt
Organism: Biomphalaria glabrata
Lineage: Eukaryota; Metazoa; Mollusca; Gastropoda; Planorbidae
Exons: 5
Coding region: 422-814 (130 amino acids)
Source: RefSeq, a predicted model, not a curated record
UCUCUCACUCUCUCUUUUUCUCUGGCAUUUUUUUGUUGUUGUUGUUUCGCUUUUUUUCACUUUCUAAUAAUCUCUUUUAUUUCCGAAGAGAUAAGCUCCAAUCAAUGUUACAUCAAUCACUUUGACUUAGCCUUACUUAUAAUGAUAGGCCUACUUACAUAGAUCUAGACUAGAUCUCGAGAGCUGGAAGUCUAGAUCUAACCAAUCUAGGGCUUUCGGGCCGGCUUAUUUAAAAUAAUAGAAUUGAUUUACACGGUCACUUAGAGUAAACUCUUAGUCUUAAACUAAAGUUAAAAGACUAAUAACUUAUAGAGUCUUUAUCCAUAAAAUAUAAGAUCAUAGCCUUAGCCUAUAGAAUCUACAUCCUAUAUCUAGAUAUAAGAUUCUAGUCUAAUUACUUGUAAUAGUAAUAUUAAGCCUAAUGGCUUGUGGCUGUGGAAAUGAACCAAUUCUUGUACCAAUCCACGCUUUUCAUGAUGAAGAAACUGAUGUUCUUGUCCAAAUAGUAAUUGAACAUUUAAAAAGGAAAUCAAAACAUGCUGCCAAAAAUGCUGAUAUUAAAGUGGAUUACAAGCUUCGAGGGUUCCUGUUGACUGCAGAUGUUCAGCUUCCAAACAAACAGAUAAAAAAAUACAGAUUAGCAUACACAGAGAAACUACCUGAGAUCGACACAGAGAAGUGUUAUCAUAAGAUCAAAGAUGGAGCCAUUAAAAUGUUUAUUAGGAAAAAAGGUCAAGCGGAAGAUUGGGACAAAUUCAUACGAGAAACAAAAGUGAGAGCACUAGCUGACAGUAAUGACGAAGGCUCUCAUUAAAUUAUUCCUCGCACUUGACAUUCAAGCCACACCCAAAGAUAAACCAAAUUUCACUAGUUAAAAAUUAUGAUUUUUCUUAAGCAUAAACUGCCUAUUAUGUACAUUAUAAAAUUAAGAGUCUUAAAAAUUCAUAGAGAUGUUAUUGAAAAACAUAAAAAAGCUAUCCCUUUUUCUAAGUUAAUUGAUACAUUUAUUUAAUUUAUUUUACAGAAUAAUUUGCAUAAAACUGAACUACUUUGGACCAUGUUGUUAUCCACUUUAAGUUUUAUUCAUACUCUUGAAGCUAGUCAUAGAACCAAAUAUUUAUUAGAUUUUCAUUUUUUAAGAUAAAUUUGACCUUUGAUUUGAUUAUUUUGUUUUAUUUUUGCAUAUAAAUGUAAAAAAAAAUACAGCAAUAACUGUUCAUGAAGUUUUGUCCUUAUGCUGCUAAAAAAUGCAUUUUAUAAAUUAUUGACUUACUACUUCAUUACUUUGCUUACACAUUUGGCUCUAAACUGAGAAGAAGAAGAAAGGUUCAUCGGCAUGUGUGUUUGAUGUUGGUGUGUACUGUAGAGAUUACAGGGCAUAGAGUCUAGUUUUAAUUUCUUCAUCCAAAAUGUAAAAAAAAAAAUAUGGGAACCCCUUUUAGACUCUGCAAUCAAUGGGUGCAGAUAAUGUAUCUGUGGCCAACUAUUAAGGAGGGUGCCAUGUGGCCAGCACAACGACCAACCGUCAUUACUUCAAGUUGGGUACUUAUUAUAGAAGUUUAAAAUCCCAGACAUAAUGGAGAUUUAAACUUGUACUACUCAGCCUUCACACUCGAUCCUAUGUGACCAUGUUAUUAGAAUAAUAAAUUUGGUUUUGUAAAAUUUGUUAUCUUUAUAAAAAAUUUUGUAUUCUACCAUUGUAAAAUAUGAAAGAUAUAGACAUUUUAUAAAAAAUUUGGGUUACUAAGUCAGAUGAAAGAAAUAUUUCUUAAUGUAUCAAAAUUUAGUCGCAAACAUGAAAAUGAUUUUUAAAUCCUGAAAUUAGGUGUUUCUUAUUCAUAAUCAACAAUCUUGAAAAGAAUUUUUAGAAAAUGGAUAUUUUGAUAGUUUAACAAUUCUACACUAUACAAAUUUUUGUUUACUUUAUUUUUACAUCUUUUAGAAUUGGUUGUCUACCUUCUCUUUCCAUUCAUACAUUUUGUUCUAUUCAUUUGAUGGAAAAAAAAAUAUUUAGAAAAUAGUUAGUGUAGUAUAAUGAUUUUCUAUUGUUUAAUAUGAUAUAAACUAUUUUGUUUUUGUUGUUACUAAAAAUUCACAUUUUUAAAUAUUUUUUUUUUGUUAUUACCAAUUCACAUUUUUAAAUAGUUUUUUUGUUUAUAGCUUAUCAAUCUCAAUUUUUUUUAUAAAUUAUGUAUAGUAUGCCCUUUGAUGUUUUCUUUUUGAAAUGUGUUCUUUUUACUUUACUUUUCAUGUUCACAUAAAAAAGUGCUCGAGAUAAACAAUAGUUGUUCUACAACAAACAAAAAUACACGUAUUAUGUUGAGUUUAUUUUUUUAAAUUCAUAAACAAAUUUAUGCAAUAUCUUGCUGGUCAUGUUUUGUCAACAUGAUUGUAUGGCUUUGAGUCCUGCCCGACUUUUUGGUAACUUUACAAAUUUACAUUGUUUUAUAAUUUUAUUUCUUGGUAAUUUUAUUUUUUUGCUUCACAUUUUUAUGAACUAUUUUAAGAAUUUAGUCAUUAUUUUGAGGCAAGCUUUAUCUAAUAAAAAAAUCUAGAACUUCUAAAAA